Passer montanus (Eurasian tree sparrow) is the source of this 2291-nucleotide messenger RNA. RefSeq names its product protein O-fucosyltransferase 2 (gene POFUT2). Lineage: Eukaryota; Metazoa; Chordata; Aves; Passeriformes; Passeridae. Bases 30 to 1379 code for a protein of 449 amino acids. Gene Ontology annotation, biological process: protein O-linked glycosylation via fucose. The record is from RefSeq and is a predicted model, not a curated record. The transcript is spliced from 9 exons. Gene Ontology annotation, molecular function: peptide-O-fucosyltransferase activity.
GCCGGCGCCGCCCCGGACGUGGCGUGGGGAUGGUGGCGCAGGGGCCCGGCGGCCGCUGUGCCCCGGCGCUGCUGCUGCUGCUCGGCCUGGCCGCGCUCGCCCUGCCGCCGUCCCGAGCCGCCGCCUCCGAGCCGCCCGCCGUCGCCCUCCGCGCUGGCCACGCCGCCUCCUCGCUGCCCGCCGCCGCUGCCGCUGCGCGUACCAGAUACCUGUUGUAUGAUGUAAACCCCCCUGAAGGGUUCAACCUUCGCAGAGAUGUCUACAUUCGUAUUGCUUCCCUUCUAAAGACCCUGCGGAAAAGUGAAAAUUGGGUGUUGGUUCUGCCUCCCUGGGGACGUCUUUAUCACUGGCAGAGCCCUGAUAUCCUCCAGGUCAGGCUCGCUUGGUCCGAGUUCUUUGAUAUCCCAAGCCUCAACAGGAACAUCCCUGUCAUCGAAUAUGAGCAGUUCCUUGCAGAGUCAGGUGGGCCCUUUAUUGAACAGGUUUAUGUGCUACAAGGCUAUGCAGAAGGAUGGAAAGAAGGAACAUGGGAAGAAAAAAUAGAUGAAAAACCAUGCAUUGAUCAGCUGGUGUACUCCAAAGACAAACAUGGUUACUACAGAGGCUGGUUCUGGGGUUACGAGGAAACACGAGGCCUAAACGCCUCUUGCUUGUCUGUCCAAGGAUCAGCCUCUAUUGUGGCUCCCAUCCUUCUGAAGAAUACUUCAGCACAGUCAGUGAUGUUAGACAGAGCUGAAAACCUUCUUCAUGACCACUACGGAGGGAAAGAUUAUUGGAAUACCCGUCGGAGCAUGGUGUUUGCUAAACACCUCCGCGUGGUGGGAGACAGGUUCAGGAAGAAAUACCUUCAAUCCACUGAUGAGGCAGACAGGACUCAGUACAAGGAGGACUGGACACAGAUGAAGGUUAAGACGGGCACAGCUCUAGGUGGCCCCUACCUUGGGGUUCAUCUCAGAAGGAGAGACUUCAUUUGGGGUCACAGAGAAGACGUGCCUUCCCUGCAAGGAGCAGUAAAGAAAAUCCACAGCCUCUUGGAGACACUUAAACUUAAAAAAGUUUUUGUAGCCACUGAUGCUGUUGAGGAAGAGAUUGAAGUGCUCAAGAAACUGCUGCCUGAGAUGGUGAGAUUUGAACCCUCUCUGGAGGAGCUGGAACUCUAUAAGGAUGGAGGCUUAGCUGUGAUUGACCAGUGGAUUUGCGCACAUGCAAGAUUGUGGAUCAUUGGGGAAAAUAUUUGGGAUAAAGAAAUGAAACACACGAGGGAAGCUCCAUGUUCUGAAGAGAAUGCUUUAGUAUUGUUUUUUACCAGUGUGGGUAAAAAUUUUUUACCGAAUGGGACGUGCCUAGUCUUGUCUGGUCCCUGCUGCUCAACCAAAUAGCAGCACCUGUGGUCUUUUCUCCCCAGAGACACUACUGGUGGGUUGCAGCUGGGCACGUGGGGACAAGCCCAGGCAUGCCCGAACUCCAAUGCUAAUGGGCUGGAGUUUGUUGGCAAAAGAGGGUCACUCCUCAGGCCUCCCUGUGCUGGAGAAACCUUUUAAGGCGGUGGAGAAGACGGAGUCGGUCUUCAUGGAGGGUUUAAUCCAGAGGGUUUUUUUCUCAGCCACAGUAACAGCUCCAUGAGGCCUCCCCCAGGGCGUGGUGUGCCCAUCCUUUUACCCAGGGGAGAGGGGGAGGGGGGGGAAACACAGGGACCACCAACCAGGCACAGGGGUGUUAUGAAUAAAAAGUUAUCAAUUUUUUUAAGGUUGCAAAGUUAAACAAGUUGAAUCAAUUACUGUUAAAUUGAAGGUUAUCUGCAUGUUGCAGCCACCUAUUGUUAAGAGUUCUUCUUCAAUUACCUAUUAAUGGUUGGUGAUUAGCUAUUGUCCCCGCCUGAUGCUUGCCAGGGAUGACACUCGAACCUGCAGGUAGCAGGGGUGGAGUGACCUCUGAGCUAGUAUGCAGAUGAGAAUGCAUUUCACCAGAUUUUGCAACGUUCUGGAAAAAAACCACUAAAAAUAACGAGCCAACACGGAACUAAGAGACCUAAGUGACAUCUAAGGAUGAGGAACUUAAUCCAAUAUCUGCUACGAUCCUUUUACUUCUCACCCUAACCUUAAAAGGUCUUAACUAGAAAGAGGACCUGAAAUGUUAGACUGAAAAAGUGGAAUUUCCUACUUUCCCGUGAGGACGGAAUCCCCAGCUCUGCCUGCAGACCAGCAGACACAGCUGCAUCACCCUCUUCCUCCGUGCCACGCCUGGGAGCAGUGGCAACGUGACCCGUCGAUUUCUCCCCACCUGAGCUGAUU